This is a messenger RNA of Trichosurus vulpecula (common brushtail), 1839 nucleotides long. RefSeq names its product basic proline-rich protein-like. The transcript has a single exon. The record is from RefSeq and is a predicted model, not a curated record. NCBI's taxonomy places the organism in Eukaryota, Metazoa, Chordata, Mammalia, Diprotodontia, Phalangeridae. The coding region runs from base 1 to 1839 and encodes 612 amino acids.
AUGGGGGAGGUCCCCUUCCUCCCCAGCCUGGUGGUCCCCAGCCCCCCCCUCGCCGCCCUCCCCCCAAGCGGGCGGACGGCAGAGGGGACGCGCGCGGGUGGCGAGCCCGGAGGAAGCCCCCUGCCCACGGCCGUGGAGCCUCCCCGUGGGUCUAGGAGGUCCGGGCUGGCCCCCGCGCCCCGCCCGGACGGCUCGGCUGCCCCACCGAGGCCAGGGCAUCCCCGGCGGGCACCGAGGUCAAGUGCAGCGGUGGCCCCCGCCCCCCGCGCCGCCUCCCCGCCCGCGGGCCCCGCCGAACCGGGCCGGGCCGUACCUGCGCCGCUACCCCGGGCUCCGCCGCCGCUCCGAGGCUCCCCCGGGCUCCGCCGGCGCCGCCGCUCAGAACCCCCCGCCCCCCCAUGGCUACACACAGCCAGCCCUCUGACGUCACCGGGCACACAGACCGCCCACGUCACUGCGGAGACACAGCUUCCCGCAGACGCCGCCGCCGCCGCCGCCGUCUCCGGCUGCCCGGGGGAGGGGCCGCGGGGGGAGGGGAGGGGGAGGGGCGGGCCGCGCCGCCGUCCCCGCGCGCUUUCGCGCGCGCCCGGCGGCCCCAGCGUUCUAUUGUGGCUCCGGCCCCGCCCCGCGCUCCCCACCCGGCGCGCCGCCGACUCCGGGCCGCGCGCGCCCGGCGCCCCUCCCCCGCCCGCCCCCGCCCGCAGGGCUCCCUGGGCCUCGCGGCCCCGCGCGCCGUCUGGCCGGCUGGCGCGCGAGCCUGUCUGCGGUGCGCCCGGAGCAGACAGGAUGUUCCCUCCUGCCCCGCCCCGCCUGCCCGGGCUGCGGGGGAGGGGCUGUGCCAGCUGUCUGCGGCCCGCCCCGCGGGGGCCCGGAGCCAGACCGCGGGGCGCCCCCGCCCCAGGGACAGGGCAGUCCCUCCCCACCCCCACCAGGAGCCCCCCCGCCCCAGGGACAGGGCAGCCCCUCCCCACCCCCAUCAGGAGCCCCGCGAGUCCCCCUCCCCAGGAGGACGGGGGCGCCCCCGCCCCAGGAAGGGAGCAACAUCUUCCCAACCCCACCCCCGGCGCCCCUGCGAGUCCCCCACCUGGGGAGGCCGGGGGUUGCAGCAUCCUCCCACCCCCCUCCAGAGGCCCCUGCAAACUCCCAGGCCGGGGGCGCCCCUGCAAGGCGCCCACCCGGGGACCUCGGGGGCGCCUUUGCCCCGGGGACGGGGCAGCAUUUCCUAACUUCCCCCCAGGCGCCCCCGCGAGCCCCCAGCCCAGGGAGGUCAGGGACGCCCCAGGUGGAGGGAGGCAUUUCCACCCCCUGCCAAAGCACCCCCGUAAGCCCGGGGAUGUCUGGGACAUCCUCCCCCCACUCUUCCACCCCCUCCCCGCGCCCUUCCUAGUCCCUUACACAGGAUGGUCAGGAACACCCCUCCUCCAGCCGAGAACAGCAUCUGCUCCCCCUCCCCUUUCGCCCUUCCGAGCCCCCUACUCGAGAGGUCAGGGACAAACCCCUGGUCCUGGCAGCAUCUGCUCUCUCACUCCCCAACCCCUCCCCCACCCCCCCACCCCCGCUACUCCAAGUCCCCGAAGUGGGGAGGUCAGGGACACCCCUCCCCCAGCCGAGAACAGCAUCUGCUCCCCGGCGCCCCUCCCCCUCUUUCCAGGAACCCCCCCCCCUUCCCCCCCCUCGUACUUCCUAGACCGCGGGGCCUCCAGCCCGCCCCAGAAAGCCAGCUCUGCACCAGCAGACGGGAGCCCCGCCCCGACCUUGCCUCUGGCUGCCCCGGGCCCUCCCCCCAGGCCCCUGGACUCCCGUCCCGGAACAGGGCGCGCUCGGAGGCUCCUCGCCUGA